This is a messenger RNA of Octopus sinensis (East Asian common octopus), 1291 nucleotides long. Its product is annotated as ras-related protein Rab-1A. The record is from RefSeq and is a predicted model, not a curated record. Bases 191 to 823 code for a protein of 210 amino acids. Lineage: Eukaryota; Metazoa; Mollusca; Cephalopoda; Octopoda; Octopodidae. The transcript has 7 exons. Gene Ontology annotation, molecular function: GTPase activity; GTP binding.
AGUCGUGUCCAUUGUCGAGAGAGUAAGCUGUGUGCUUUUAUGCAGCAAUAAAUAAGCGUAUCGUCGCCGCCACUCGAAGAAUCCACUUUUAUUCUCACCACCACAGCCUCCUCCCUUUAUUAUUAUUAUUAUUAUUCCUUUUACGUUGGUCCAAACAAACACCAAAACCAAAAAAUAUUUGUUCCAUUGAAUGCUUUCACGAAAAAUGUCUACAAUGAAUCCAGAGUAUGAUUACCUUUUCAAAUUGCUUCUUAUUGGUGACUCAGGAGUUGGAAAGUCUUGUUUGUUAUUGAGAUUUGCUGAUGACACAUACACAGAGAGCUAUAUUAGUACCAUUGGAGUUGAUUUUAAAAUCCGAACCAUAGAACUUGAUGGCAAAACUAUUAAACUACAAAUAUGGGAUACGGCUGGGCAAGAACGCUUUAGGACUAUCACAUCAAGCUACUAUAGGGGAGCACAUGGAAUUAUUGUUGUGUAUGAUGUUACUGAUCAGGAAUCCUUUGUUAAUGUAAAACAGUGGUUGCAAGAAAUUGAUCGUUAUGCCAGUGAAACUGUAAAUAAGCUGCUAGUCGGGAAUAAAUGUGAUCAAAACCCCAAGAAAGUAGUGGAUUACACUACAGCAAAGGAAUAUGCAGAUUCACUGGGUAUUCCAUUCCUGGAAACUAGUGCAAAAAAUGCUACUAAUGUUGAGCAAGCCUUCAUGACUAUGGCUGCUGAGAUAAAGAACCGGAUGGGUCCGGUUACAUCUGCCUCGGACAAUAAAUCGAAUGUCAAAAUUAACAGCAGUACUCCAGUCAAGCCCUCUUCUGGGGGUUGCUGCUGAGAAAAAGGAAAACUUGCGGAAAAAAAAUGAAAACAUGAAGGCAAGGCGAAUUGAGGCUUCAAAACGAUUGAACAAGCUACAGACAACCCAAACAAUCAUUGUAAAUUUAUACAUAGUUGGGGAGACAUGAAAAUAUAAAUGCAAUCUAAUAACUUUGUCGAGAGGGACCUUUUCCUAACAAUCUUUUGUUUUGUUUCUUUUCUUUUUUUUUUCUCUGAUUUAUCAUAUUACGCCACAAUGGUUAAGGAGAAAUUGACUUUUCAUCCAAACUUGGAAUGUCUGUUGGAAGUGCCUGUUCAGUUUAAUUUUUUGCCAGCUUUUCCUAUUUCAUCAAGUUGUUAAAGAAGUAUCCAUUCUUGAAAUGAACAUUUCAUCUUGCUUUCUGCAUUCAUUCAGAUGGUUUUAUUCUGUUUAUUGCUACCCACAAACUUUCACAAUAUCUAUGAAAAAUAAAAUUACAUGUGCAAA